AUGUCUGACGGAAAGAAAAUGACCUCCAGCCGGAAGCAUCAUCUGAAGAGUUUGAUGCUUCAGAUCGCCGCCGGCUGGAUCGAGGAGGAGAAGAAAGAACUGGUGGCAGCGAAGGAAGCUUACAUGGCUGAGACCUGCCCCAAACCCGACCUCCACGGAGACCAGGCCGCACUCAUGGAAAUCUGCAAGAAGAUCGGUCAAGCUCUCGACAAGAUCGAUGAGGCGAGGUACGACUGUGAGUCCAAAGUGAAGAAGAGCGACAAAGAGAUUGAGGAUCUGAAGCUGAAGGUUGUUGAGUUGGCCGGAGUGAAGAAGCCGGCUCUGAAGAAGGUCCGUAUGUCAGCUGACGCCAUGCUGCAGGCUCUGCUGGGUGGAAAACACAAAGUCACCAUGGAUCUGAGGUCCAACCUGAAGCAGGUCAAGAAGGAGGUCAAAGAGGAGUCGACAGAGCAAGUGGGCGACUGGCGUAAGAACAUUGAGGAUAAGGCUGACAGGAAGAAGAUGUUUGAGACUUCCUAA
Scomber japonicus (chub mackerel) is the source of this 519-nucleotide messenger RNA. RefSeq names its product troponin I, fast skeletal muscle-like. Gene Ontology annotation, cellular component: troponin complex. NCBI's taxonomy places the organism in Eukaryota, Metazoa, Chordata, Actinopteri, Scombriformes, Scombridae. Bases 1 to 519 code for a protein of 172 amino acids. The record is from RefSeq and is a predicted model, not a curated record. The transcript has 6 exons. Gene Ontology annotation, biological process: muscle contraction.